CCAACAAACUUCAAACCCUCCAUCUAAUAACCACCACACCCCACACAAUUUUCUUCACCCUCUUGAAUCUUCAAUGGCAAUGGCUACACAACCUUCCCUCUUCACACCACCAACAAUCACCAACCAAUGGAAACAAUCCUCAUCCUCCUCCUUCACCACCAUCAAACCCCUCAAACCCGUAUCCCCCCCACGCUUCACCGCCAUCAAAGCCGCAGCCGCCGAAGAAGCCCCCACCAAAGAAGCCCCCGCCGCUCCAGUCGGCUUCACCCCACCCGAACUAGACCCCAACACCCCCUCCCCUAUCUUCGCCGGAAGCACCGGUGGCCUGCUAAGAAAAGCCCAAGUGGAGGAAUUCUAUGUCAUCACAUGGGAAUCACCCAAAGAACAAAUCUUUGAAAUGCCCACCGGCGGUGCUGCGAUUAUGCGAGAAGGCCCGAAUUUGUUGAAGUUAGCUAGAAAAGAGCAGUGUUUGGCUUUGGGGACACGGUUGAGGUCGAAAUACAAGAUUAAGUACCAGUUUUACCGCGUGUUUCCGAAUGGGGAAGUGCAGUAUUUGCACCCGAAAGACGGGGUGUACCCCGAAAAGGUUAACGCUGGCCGACAAGGGGUCGGUCAGAACAUGAGGUCGAUCGGAAAGAAUGUUAGUCCGAUCGAAGUUAAGUUCACCGGAAAACAACCCUAUGAUAUAUGAUCAUUGAUGGUUUUGAAACAUGUUUGUGAUUAUGUAAUUUGAAGUCAAUUAACAAGCAGUUUAAUGUUUCUUA
Helianthus annuus (common sunflower) is the source of this 764-nucleotide messenger RNA. Its product is annotated as photosystem I reaction center subunit II, chloroplastic. The transcript has a single exon. NCBI's taxonomy places the organism in Eukaryota, Viridiplantae, Streptophyta, Magnoliopsida, Asterales, Asteraceae. Gene Ontology annotation, cellular component: photosystem I; photosystem I reaction center. The coding region runs from base 74 to 691 and encodes 205 amino acids. Gene Ontology annotation, biological process: photosynthesis. The record is from RefSeq and is a predicted model, not a curated record.